This is a messenger RNA of Penicillium macrosclerotiorum, 291 nucleotides long. RefSeq lists its product as uncharacterized. The coding region runs from base 1 to 291 and encodes 96 amino acids. Gene Ontology annotation, cellular component: membrane. The transcript is spliced from 2 exons. Gene Ontology annotation, molecular function: iron ion transmembrane transporter activity. The record is from RefSeq and is a predicted model, not a curated record. Gene Ontology annotation, biological process: iron ion transmembrane transport. Lineage: Eukaryota; Fungi; Ascomycota; Eurotiomycetes; Eurotiales; Aspergillaceae.
AUGUCUAGCUUUGCUCUAUCACGGGGUCUCGCGGCCAUUGUCUUUGCCCCGGCGGUCGGUCAAUAUAUCGAUGUUGGAAAUCGUUUACAUGUAGUCCGCGUUUCGAUUGUUGGCCAACGACUGGUGGUAGCUGCAUCGUGCACUAUCUUUUAUCUCUUGAAAACCCUGGUUACAAUCUCGCAAGUCGUUAAUGUUUUCUUGUUGACGGCACUGGCCCUUUUGGCUUGCAUCGAAAAGUUAUGCUCUAUUAUGAAUCAGAUCUCUGUGGAGAGAGAUUGGGUAUGCUUCUGA